CAUUUUUACGCGCCUUUUUUCUUCUUCUCUGCAGUCGAAGCCAAUCUUUCACAAAUGACAAGUGCGAGCAUGAUUGUUGAUCGCAAGACACAACGCUACGACCGUCAGCUUCGCCUGUGGGGCGACCACGGCCAAGCUGCCCUUGAAUCCGCCCGCGUCUGUCUCAUCAACGGCUCGGCCACUGGCACUGAAAUUCUCAAAAACCUCGUCUUGCCUGGAAUCGGAUCAUUCACCGUCAUUGACAGCGAGAAGGUCUCCGGAGCCGACGUCGGCAACAAUUUCUUCUUGGAUGCCGACAGUAUUGGCCAGUCGCGCGCCCGAGUCGUCACCGAGUUGCUGCAGGAGCUCAACACGGAUGUGUCUGGCAACUUUGUCGAAGAGCCUCUUCAAUCGUUGCUCGACAACGAUGUCGAGUUCUUCCGCCCCUUCACCCUCAUGAUUGCGACCCAGCUCUCCUCAAAAAUGCUGGCGCGGGUCUCGGAGGUGUGUGUCAAACUUGGCAUCCCGUUCCUUGCUGUGCGCUCGUAUGGCCUGAUUGGCUACCUUCGACUUCAAAUCGGAGAACACUGCGUCAUCGAGUCGCACCCCGACAGCCCGAUGGAUGAUCUGCGCCUGGAUCGCCCGUUCCCAGAGUUGCUGUCGUAUUUACAGCAGAUUGACUUUAACACGCAGGAUGGCUUCCAGCAUGCGCACAUCCCGUUCCUGGCAAUCCUCUUGAAGCAUCUCCUCGAAUGGAAGGCAUCGCAUGGCGGGUUGCCGCCAAAGACGAGCAAAGACAAGGACGAGUUUCGUGCUGAAAUUCAACGCGCGCGACGCAUCAAGGAAGACGGCAGCCGAGCCGAAGAGGAAAACCACGAUGAAGCCAUUACUCACGCCACCAAGGCUUGGCAUGUGUCAUCCAUUCCGUCGGAAAUCUCAGCCCUGUUCGCCGAUUCCAACGUCGACAACUUGACCGCCACAUCUUCACCAUUCUGGAUCAUGGUGCGCUCGUUGCGCGACUUUGUGAUGGCUGAAGGCGAGGGGUUGCUUCCCCUCCGUGGAUCAAUCCCCGACAUGGCUGCCGAUUCCGAUCGAUACAUUCGACUGCAGCACGUCUACCAAGAGCGCGCCAAACACGACGUGGCUGCAUUCACGGCACAUGUGCACCGUCACUUGGCUGAGCUGGGCCUGCCCCUUGGCACCAUUUCGGACGACGAUGCCAAAACUUUCUGCCGAAAUGCGCCCUUCCUUCGCGUAAUUCGCGCCAGACCGAUUUCGGACGAGCUAGCAUCCGCAACCAGCAAGCUCACCGACACCCUGAACUUCCACCUCGAAGACCCAGACAGCUCCGUUGCAUUCUAUGUCCUGCUGCGCGCUGUUGAUCUCUUCUUCGAAGAGCAUGGCCGCUUCCCUGGCGCAGGGGACGACCAGGUGGAAGAGGAUAUCGCCCCGCUCAAGCAAUAUGUUGUGGGCCUCCUCACCGACCUUGGCGUGUCACAGCAUGCCAUCAAGGAAGAGUUGAUUCACGAAAUGUGCCGGUUUGGAGCCGCUGAGCUGCACAAUAUCGCGUCCAUUCUGGGAGGCUUGGCAUCUCAAGAAGCCGUCAAGGUGAUUACUCGCCAGUACAUUCCCUUCAACAACACCUUCCUCUUCAACGGCAUCACCUCGACCUCUUCGACGGUUGAACUUUGAAGUGCGUGCUCCUGUUUCUUGCUGGGUGCAUGUGUGUGUUUUCGUGGCAAUGUUGAAACAAGUUACAUCCAAAUUUCACCAGUCAC
Capsaspora owczarzaki ATCC 30864 is the source of this 1757-nucleotide messenger RNA. RefSeq names its product ThiF family protein. The transcript has 11 exons. Gene Ontology annotation, biological process: protein ubiquitination; ubiquitin-dependent protein catabolic process; protein neddylation. Bases 55 to 1671 code for a protein of 538 amino acids. Gene Ontology annotation, molecular function: ubiquitin activating enzyme activity; NEDD8 activating enzyme activity. The record is from RefSeq and is a predicted model, not a curated record. Gene Ontology annotation, cellular component: cytoplasm; nucleus. NCBI's taxonomy places the organism in Eukaryota, Filasterea, Ministeriida, Capsasporidae.